Molecule: messenger RNA, 504 nt
Organism: Penaeus indicus
Lineage: Eukaryota; Metazoa; Arthropoda; Malacostraca; Decapoda; Penaeidae
Exons: 4
Coding region: 54-491 (145 amino acids)
Source: RefSeq, a predicted model, not a curated record
UCAGUCAGAACUGAAGAGUCAGGCUGUGUCGACACGUGUGCGGAAGGCUCGCGAUGAAACCAGCGCUCAGUUCCUGCUUUUCCCUCCUAACUUGUGUACUGGCGUGCUGGGCUCUCAAUGGCACUGAGGAGAGCCUCUGCACGAAAGAGGCGUUAUGCGCAAGAGGCCUUGUAAUUCCGAUCGAUGACCAGCUCCGCCAGGUGGCCGUGUGGACAGGAAACGGCAGCAGAGUGGAAGUUCACGGCCCGUUUGUGGAUCAACCGACGAGCUCAGAGGAGAAAUGGCUCAACUUCACUGCAAUUCAGAAUGGUUCUGGGUACUGCGUUUCCUCCGAGGCAUUAGCGAAGGACUCUUGCGAUGAGGAUUCGAACUCUCUGCAUCUCUGGAGUUCCCGUGACACCAAGUGGAAUCUAGAGCCUGCUAUCAUGACUUCCGGUAGAUGUGCUGUGCUUGUGGUUCGAAUUAGAAAAAAAAUACAUGCUAAAAUAUAAGUUGUUGAUUUUC